AUGUCAAGUUCUAAUAAAAAUAGCAAAAAAAAAACUACAUCAACUUUUAUUACAAAAAGAGAAUCGUGUUUAAAAAAAGAAACAAAAUCUAAAUUCUUUAAACAAAAAACUUCACAGUAUAAAAAAUUGUUGGUUCAUGAUCGCAUUGAGGCUUACGAGACAGUUCAAGUAUUAGAAAAACCUGUUGCACUAGUUACAAUAUAUGAUGUGAUUUGUUUUACCAAAAAAGCAUGUAACGUCAACAGUAAUAAAAAUUUCUGGAAGCAUACUGGCAUUUUACUUGAAAAUUUGGAAUUUUUGAAUAAUGUCGAAGAAGAAAAUCAUGAAAUUCAAGAUUCACUUUUAGCAGGCGAGCAUUUAAUAAUGGAGGAUGAGAAUAUUGACUUGGCCAAAUUUUUUUUACAGAUACCAUAA
Molecule: messenger RNA, 414 nt
Organism: Entrophospora sp. SA101
Lineage: Eukaryota; Fungi; Glomeromycota; Glomeromycetes; Entrophosporales; Entrophosporaceae
Source: the annotation of a GenBank genome assembly